Molecule: messenger RNA, 1939 nt
Organism: Verruconis gallopava
Lineage: Eukaryota; Fungi; Ascomycota; Dothideomycetes; Venturiales; Sympoventuriaceae
Exons: 4
Coding region: 275-1813 (512 amino acids)
Biological process (GO): transmembrane transport
Cellular component (GO): membrane
Molecular function (GO): transmembrane transporter activity
Source: RefSeq, a predicted model, not a curated record
UGCAACCGUCUCGAGGGUCGUCUACUUGUAGUAUUUGCCCCAUGAUGCCUGAUGCUCUUGCUCAAUGGCAGGAUGUGCGUCAUUCUUAAGAACAUGGACGCACUUCCUUUCAUCCGUUUUCCCUUUUCAAUCCCAGGACGUUGCCUUCCUUCAACUAUCUUGAAGAGAGGUUCUGGAAGCGGUCUGAGCCAGCCUUUUGGGAUCUGCAGAUCCUUGCCACGGGGACAGCUAUCGCAUCAAGCCUACAAAGCCCGCGGGGUUCAGCGUGGGAAUCAUGGCCACGUUAAGCUUUGAGGACAAGUCCGAGAUUGGGCAUGCUGAGAACGCAUUGUCCGAGCCGACGACCACGAAGUCGGCCUCAGCGACGAUGGAGCCGCCAGAUCUCGUGAAGGCAAUGUCGCAAGAAGAGCGAAUCGCGUUCGAGAAGCAUCUCGUGCGAAAGAUCGACAUAAGGCUUCUACCUGCCGUGGUCAUCAUGUACAUCAUGAACUACCUGGACCGAAACAACAUUGCUGCGGCGCGUAUUGCUGGACCGAAUGGCAAAGGCUUGCAGGACGAGCUUGGCAUUACCAACACGCAGUGGCAGUUGUGUGUUAGCAUUUUGUUCGUCGGCUACAUCUUGAUGCAGGUUCCCUCGAACUUGGUCUUGAACAAGAUCGGCAUGCCGGCACUCUACCUGCCGACGGUGAUGAUCGUUUGGGGAGUGAUUUCUGGUGCAACUGGUGCAAUCCAUAGCUUUGGAGCUCUUGUAGCGAUUCGAUUCCUUCUCGGCUUCGUCGAGGCGGCCUACUUUCCCGGAGUCCUUUUCUUCCUCUCGUCCUGGUACACGCGAAAGGAGCUGGCAUUACGCACCGCUUUGAUGUACUCGGGAUCGUUGAUUUCUGGCGCUUUCUCCGGUUUGAUCACGGCCGGGAUCACGAAAGGGCUUACGAACGCGCGUGGCCUGCGAGCCUGGCGCUGGAUGUUCAUAAUCGAAGGAUCCAUCACGGUUUUCAUCGCCUUCGGCUGCUUUUUCAUUCUUCCCAACUUUCCUCGAACUACCUCAUGGCUGUCCGAACAAGAGCGACAGCUGGCCGUCUGGCGACUCCAAGAGGACAUAGGGGAGGAUGAUUGGGUCUCGUCCGCGGACCAAGGACUCUGGCAUGGCUUCAAACUUGCAUUCUCUGACAUCAAGACCUACAUUCUCAUGAUAUUACUUCUUGGCGUCGUUUCGGCCGCAUCCGUCACGAAUUUUUUUCCCUCCGUCGUGAGCACCCUUGGCUACGACAACAUCAAGACUCUCUUGCUGACGGUACCACCGUACGCCCUUGGCGUCAUAACUGCAAUGCUCAAUGCGUGGCAUGCAGACAAGACUGGCGAAAGAUACUUCCACGUCACACUCCCGAUGUAUCUUGCGAUCGUGGCAUUCAUCAUUGCCGCUGUGACGACCGCAACUGCUCCGCGAUAUGUGGCCAUGAUGCUCAUGAUUCCGGGCAUCUACACUGGCUACGUAGUCGCUCUCGCCUGGAUCAGCAAUAGCAUUCCUCGUCCACCAGACAAGCGAGCUGCAGCACUUGCCGGCAUCAACGCCGUCAGCAAUGCAGCGCAGAUCUACGCAAGUUUCAUGUAUUACGACGCUCCUCGAUACAUCACACCUAUGAUUGUGAAUUGUGUCACCAUGGCGUUAUCGAUCGUUAUGGCCACGUUACUACGGUUCAUUCUUGUCCGUCUGAAUAGAAAACUCGAUCGUGGUGAAUACGUUGAAGGAGCUGUCAACGCUGGCAGCGCUAUACCAGAGGAGGCAGCAAGCAAGGGCUUUAGAUUCUUGGUCUAGCACAAUCUUUUGUCAACUAACAAUGAAUCCGUCAAUCGACGCGAAAGCUUUCAAAAGUGCUUACGUUGGCCUUGUGUCAUCUUUCCAUGGAGAUAAAGACGUAUAAUAGCCAGUGCUAUUGUGACC